AUGUUAUUGGGGGAGAACGCAACAGAAGCACUAGCAGUAGAUUCUAACAAUCAGUCGAAGUCCCCACUGGAGAAAUUUAUGGUCAAACUGUGCACGCACCAUCAGAAGCAGUUCAUUCGUGUUCUGAACGACCUCUACACUGAGUCUCAGCCAGGCACUGAGGACCAGCAACCUUCUGGCUCUGGAGCAAUGGACACGUCCACUUGCAGUGCUGGCUGUACCCAGCUGAGCACCAAACAACAGGCCCUGAAGGAGCCGCCCCCCGAUACAAACUCUGUAGAUGGAAGAGAAAAUGCCUUGACUCUUGUCCAGAAAGAUUCCUCUGAACUUCCAACCACUAACCCCACUUCUGGUAGUUCAAUGGAUAGUUCCUCUCUGGGAUACCUCACUGCAUCUAAUUCUUCUUCGUUAAACUUCCACCACAUCUCAAAGAGCUUAGAGGGUCAAACCACUGGACAGGAGCAAGACACAAAUGUGAAAAUAUGUGAGGAUGGUAAAGACCAUCUGCAGAGUUCAGCUUUAGUGGAUAGUCUGAUUACAGUCAAGGCGGCAGCUGAGAACAGCGAGGAGAGUAACAGUGGGAUUAUUUCUCAAAGAAACUCAUUCAAAGAUUUAUCAGGAGAGGCUUGGGACUCUGAGUUUGCGGGGAAUUCACCGAGAACUGCUGACAAAGAGAAUGCUUUACAGUGUAGCUCAAAAACAUCUUUGCACCAGGAUUUUGAGGCAAGUGAACAAGAUUCAAGGCCAAAGCAAGAAAACCAUCUUCAUUCACUAGGAAGAAAUAAGGUAGGUUACCAUUUACAUCCCAGUGAUAAGGGUCAGUUUGAGCAUCCCAAAGAUGGUUGGUUAGCUCCCAGUCCCAUGCCAGCUGUACACAAAGCAUCUAAUGGACAUCCGAGAACCAGGAUGAUAUCAACCUCCAUUAAGACAGCUCGGAAAAGUAAAAGGGCAUCAGGGUUGAGGAUAAAUGAUUAUGAUAACCAGUGUGAUGUUGUUUAUAUCAGUCAGCCAAUAACAGAAUGUCAUUUUGAGAAUCAGAGAUCAAUACUAUCUUCUCGGAAAACAGCCAGAAAGAGUACUCGAGGAUACUUUUUUAAUGGUGAUUGUUGCGAGUUGCCAACUGUUCGCACACUGGCCAGAAAUGUACACUCCCAAGAAAAAGCAAGCUGCUCAGUAACAGCAUCAGAGGUCAGUCCCAAGCAGACCCUUACGAUUCCAGCCCCUAGACCUACAGAAGAUGCUCAGCUUCCCAGAGGAGACAACCCUGAAGAACCUAAUAAAGAAAUAACCUCCCUCAAGGAAGGAGACCGAGAUGCUUCCUCUGAAAAGGAAUCUCAAGAACCUGAGGCUUGUGCCAUGACCAAUGAGCAAAAUCUGAGCAGCUCCCCUGGGUCCAAGGAAGCAGCAACCUCUGGCCUGGUGUGGCCUCUCCCAGUCCCCCCUCCUGAUGAGGAUAUGCCAGAAGGCAGCUCCAUGCUCCCAGCUCCCAUACCCAGUGGGCUGCCUUCCCCUGGGCGUGACCAGCAACCUGAUGAACUGCUGGAGACAAAGGAGAUGAGUGUACCCCAGGACUACGCCCUGGCUCCCUCCACUGAGAGUAUUUGUGAGGGAGCCAGUGAAGAUGUUGUUUCCAGUCCUCCUUAUUCUCCUGGAACAGUCUGUAAAGAAGAAAGUCCUCUGUGCUCCGAAUACCAAAGUCCGCCAGUGGAUGUGGAGCCUCCCUUGAGCCCGGAAAGGGCUGAGGACAACCAAAGGAUCAGCACUGAAGCCAAGGCUGAAGACACUCAGGAGCUAGGCAACGACCCACUCUUAAAAGAAAACAGCACACUGACAGAUGAGGACACCAGUGAAAUUGAGGGCAGUGAGGCAGCAGGUUGUACAGGAAAAUUAGGAGGAGAGGGAGAAGAUGGAAAAUAUCCUUCGGAAAAAGUUGUGUGUGAUGCAAACAUUGACUCACCCGAAGAGAAUUUAGACAAGAAGAAAAAAGCUAAAAAAUUCCCUGAGGCCUCUGAUCGGUGUCUAAGAAGUCAACUUUCAGAUUCUUCCUCUGCUGACAGGUGCCUAAGAAGUCAGAGUUCAGAUUCUGCCUCCAAUUAUGCUGAGAUUAAGGUUUCUAAACCUGCUGGUGCAAAACGUUCUAAAAAAGAUGAGCAACCAGGUGGGACAACACCUGACGACUUCCGACCCGACAGUUUCCAUGCAAAAGCUCUGGAGGGCACGGAAAACCCAAACGUGCGUGAAAAUCCCUCUGAGAAAGUUGCAGAACAGGAGGGUGAAGGAGGAGGGGUCAUUACUAGGCAGACUUUUAAAAACAUGCUGGCAAAAGAAGUCAAAGAGGAAGGAGGUCACUUCCCCAGUGGUGACCCCUCAGCCACAGCUGUUCAGCCCUUACCUGGAGAGAGACUGGAGAUCUACGUUCAGUCUAAGUCGGAUGAGAAAACUGUCCAUGAUCCCUCAGAAAGCAUUCCUUGUACCUUCCCAGAACAAUCAAAAGAGAAGCCAGGACCACUUCCUACGCAGGAUGUGGAGGAGGCCGCAGAGGAGGGCAGCAGUGCACACACCCAGCCCAGAGAGGAUGCUGAGGUGGCCUCAGGUGCACUUGCAUUGUCGAGCAGUGGAAGUGGCAAUGGUGCUGGCCAGGCAAAAUGGGCGCCAAGGCCUACAAGACUGACCUCUUCAACCUACAACCUAAGGCAUGCUCAUUCUCCGGACUCCUUGGAGACUACAAAAGCGACUUUGGAAAAGGAAGCCGCAGGAGGACACCCGGCACCAAAGGAAAGUGAGGCUUCCGAGAGCGGAGAGCCCGAAGGGGAGGGUGAUGUGGACACAGCCGGAGAUGACCAGCCCAGGUUUGUGGAGUGGUGUGCGGAGGAGGAGAACCAAGAGCUCAUCGCCAACUUCAAUGCCCAGUACAUGAAGGUUCAGAAGGGCUGGAUUCAGUUGGAGAAGGAAACCCAGCCAACACCAAGAGCAAGGAACAAGUCAGAUAAACUGAAGGAGAUUUGGAAAAGCAAGAAAAGGUCACGAAAAUGUCGGGGUUCUUUGGAAGUGCAGAAGUUUUCUCCUGUUCAGAUGCUGUUUAUGACAAACUUUAAAUUAUCCAAUGUCUGCAAAUGGUUCUUAGAGACAACAGAAACCCGGUCUCUGGUAAUUGUGAAGAAGCUCAAUACUCGUCUUCCAGGAGACAUCCCCCCUGUGAAGCAUCCUCUGCAGAAAUACUCUCCUUCCAGCCUGUACCCUAGCUCAUUGCAGGCUGAACGCUUGAAAAAACAUUUGAAGAAAUUUCCUGGAGCAACUCCAGCUAGGAACAAUUGGAAAACGCAGAAGCUCUGGGCUAAAAUUCGAGAAAAUCCUGACCAAGUGGAGCCAGAGGAUGGCAGUGAUGUCAGCGUCAGCCCCAGUUCUGAGAACAUUAUAGAGGAGGUCAAGGAAGGCAGAAGCAGCCAUCCCCCCACAAACUCGCCUACCCCUGCCAGCACCCGGAUCCUUCGAAAAUAUUCUAAUAUUCGAGGAAAGCUCCGGGCCCAGCAACGACUGAUCAAGAAUGAGAAAAUGGAAAGCCCCUUCGGCCCUACCGUGGAGAAUAAACAGAGUUUCAAAAGUGUAUGUAUCAACCCUCUGAUGUCCCCCAAGCUGGCCCUGCAGGUGAACGCAGAUGGGUUUCCUGUUAAGCCCAAGAAUAUUGACGGAAUGAAGGGAAGGAAAGGGAAGCAGCCACCCAAAACCUUGCCGAAAACAGACGUUCAGAACAAACGCAAGAGAACCGAAGGCAGCAGCACUCAGGACAGAAGGGACAAGGCGUCAGCCCCGAAAGCCAGCAGGGAGAAGCACAGCGACGCGCCCAGCAGAGUCCCUGCCGCCAAGAAGCCGGCUGCAAGGGACAAGGUCAGCCCGCCGCCCAAAAAGCCAUCUUUGAAAGAAAAAGCGAAAGUCCCAAAAAAGCCCUCUGGGAAGAGCUGCCUUCCCUCCAGGAAAGAAAAAGAGAAUGCCAACAAAAAACCCACCCAGCCCACCACCUUGGAGACGGCCGCGAAACCUUUAAAGCCAAAAGGGUCGAGUGAAUCUUCUUCAAGGUCACAGAAAGCCACAAGCAGGAGGCAGAGUAGUGGAAAGACCCGGGCCAGACCCUUGACGAAAACUCCGGAGAACAGUGCAAGCCAGAGAAAGCGAAAGCUGAAGGCAAAGCUGGACCCUUCCCACAGCAAACGGAGACGUCUGGAUGCCAAGUGA
Condylura cristata (star-nosed mole) is the source of this 4230-nucleotide messenger RNA. Its product is annotated as chromosome unknown open reading frame, human C10orf12. Lineage: Eukaryota; Metazoa; Chordata; Mammalia; Eulipotyphla; Talpidae. The coding region runs from base 1 to 4230 and encodes 1409 amino acids. The record is from RefSeq and is a predicted model, not a curated record. The transcript is spliced from 3 exons.